CUUCCAAUAGUUGUUUUUUGACAGUCACUUUAUGCAGUAAAGGAAAAGCUUCUCUAUUUUUUGGAAUAUUUUUCUAUCAUUUUUGAACUUAUUGCAAUGACCUUGAAAUGCUGUCAAGUCAAUGGAGGCCUUUGAACAACUUCUGACACUCUUGAUUACAGUAUUCAGGUUGGAUGAUGAACAUGUCUUCUUGUGAAACAACUUUUGUCCCACAUGCAACAGGGCCAGAUUCUUUGUAGAGUACCAGUGCUCGUUAAAUUGGUUGUUUGUUUAAAUAGAACCUGGUUGUCAUGACUUGGAUGUUCCCGUGAUAAUGUAAGUGAGUGACUGAGAUGUACUGCUAAUGGAGUUCAUGUACAAUGUACUUUGAAAUCAACUUUUCCAAAGUCCAUGGAGUUUGGUAUCAAAACCACAGGUUAUCAAACCAUCUUUGGUCAGACUAGAUGAGUCAAAGUCAUAUGAUUUUUGUUGCACUUAACUUGGAAAUUUCCUCGUACUGAAUCAAGUUGUGUAUUUGUAACUCUGAAGUUUCACCAUGAAUUCRCUGCUGCUGAUUGUACUUUUAGUGGCUUCAGUGAAUGCAGGAUCAUUCAAAGUUGGUAUCAUCAAGUGUGCAUUUGGACCAUCAUAUUGGUGCAAGAACUACAAGCAGGCUGCAGAAUGUGAUGCCAUCCAACACUGCAAAGAGAAAGUCUGGAAGCUAAAAGUUUCAAAUGUCUUUUUAAUGGUGGUAAAGGACCCUUGCACUAAGUGCGAAGAUGUAGUGACUGUUUUGAAAAAUAAACUGACAAAUCCUACUUUCCAAAAAAAAAUAUUGGCAAAAUUGGAAGAAGUAUGUACAAGGUUGGGUGCCCAGCUUGCACCUAAAUGCAAAGCAUUCAUUGAGAAUUUUUUCAAAGAAUUAAAUGAGUUACUGUCUGACCCAAAGAAAGUUUGUACUAAACUUGGUUUGUGCAAAGCAUCAAAGGAAAAGAUAAUGGYRGUGUUGCUGGAGAAGGCUAUUGCUGAUAAGAUGAAGUCUUUCAAAGGAAUUGCUAUGAAGAAACCKACACUACCAUGUAUUCUUUGUGAAUUCAUUGCUUGGAAAUUGGAUAAGACCUUGACCAAGAAUGGUACUGAACAGGAAAUCAUAUUGGCAUUGGAAGGAAUAUGUGAGAUAUUYACAGGUCCCCCUGAACGUGAAUGCAAAGUGAUUAUUGAGAAAAAAGUACAAGCUUUUUUCAAGUUCCUGUCGCAACCAAAGAAAGUUUGUACUAAGCUUGGUUUGUGCAAGGCAAAGGAAAAUAUAAUGGAGGUGUUGCAGAAGGCAGUUGCUGCAGAUAAGAUGAAGUCUUACAAAGGAAGAAACAUGGCUCCAGAAAUCUCCCAAAAUCAAUUCCAGUCUGGGAAUUCCAGGCAGAGUGUAUAUUCUUUGUUGAAUGCAGGAUCAUUCAAAGUUGGUAACAUCAAGUGUACAUAUGGACCAUCAUAUUGGUGUGAGAACUACAAGCAAGCUGCGGAAUGUGAUGCCAUUCAACACUGCAAAGAGAAAGUCUGGAAACAAAAAAUAGUGCCAUUAAAGAAAGUCGAUAUAAAGGUCACUUGCACUGAGUGCAAACUUGCUGUAGAUGGUUUUAGAAUCCAACUGGCAAAUCCUGCUUUCCAAAAAGAAAUAUUGGCAAAAUUGGAAGGAGUAUGUGUGAGGUUUUCUGCCCUUGCACCUGAAUGCAGAGCAUUGAUUGAAAAAAAUGCACCACUUAUUUUCAAAGAAUUAAUAAAGAUGCUGAAUGACUCAACGAAGGUUUGUACUGAGCUUGGUUUGUGCAAGGCUUCAAAGGAAAAGAUAAUGGCUGUGUUGCUGGAGAAGGCUAUUGCUGAUAAGAUGAAAUCUUUCAAGGGAAUUGUUAUGAAGACACAUGCCUCUAGAGAUCCCCCAAAAUCAAUUCCAGUUAAGGCAUCAGCUGAGUGCAUUCUCUGUGAAUUCAUUGCUUCUAAACUGGAUCAGACCCUGACUAAGAAUUCUACUGAAAAAGAAAUCGAAGAUGCUGUAAAGAAUGUUUGCAGGUUGCUUCCAGCAACCAUUGAAGAUGAGUGCACCAAGUUUGUUCAAGAGUACUCUGCUGAGAUCAUUCAACUUCUGGCCCAAGAACUCCAACCAAAAAUGCUUUGCACAGCUUUGGGACUGUGUACCUCAAAAAGGAUGAAAACAUUGAAAAGCAAUGGUGAAAUUUGUGACAUCUGUACAACAGUUCUUACAUAUUUCAAGAAUCUACUGCAAGACAACACCACUGAGGGAGAAAUUGUUGAUGGACUCAAGGAACUUUGCGGUUACCUUCCUGAGCAAAUUAAAAGUCAAUGUACUGCUGCUGUAAGUCAAUAUGGGAUGGCACUCUUGAAGCUAAUUGCCUCUUCUGACCCAAAGACCUUGUGCUCUGAUGUUGGUCUUUGUACUUCAAAAGUGAAGAAAAUACAUGAUGCUGCAUUGAAAGAUAAAUGUUACUUUGGUGUAUCGUACUGGUGUGCAAGCCAUGCAAAUGCCAUUGCGUGUAAAAAAACAGCAUACUGCCUGAAAUAUGGAUGGUUGCAAAAGCAAUGAUCAUAAUGGAGACUACAUAAUUAACGCACUAAUAAUAGUAAUAUGACAUCUUUUAGACAUUCUACCACUCUACUAAACAAUAUUGCUAACUGUCAUUGCAAUCCAAUUGGGUACCCCCAAGGACAAGCAUUUGUAAUGAAAAUAUUAUAGGCACUCACAUAUUAUAGGCACUCACACAUUAUAGGUUCAUAAGUAUUAAUUGUAUUAAUGCAGCAUAGAGAAGCCCUGGGAAAUGACAUUAAGAGUGCUUUGCUGACUUUCUUUUCUUAUUAACAUAAUAAGUUUUAAUGCAAGUGUUUGACUAAUCGUUUCUUCAAAAAAAAUACAAAUCUGAACGAGAUAAAAAGAAAAAAUGGUAAAAUUAUCCAAUAUAUAUUUUACACAGGAACCCCAACAGGCAGUCAACAACGUGAGGAAGCUUUUGUUGAAUUUUUUUAUAAAGUAUAUAAUGUAAUGUAUGAUGCAUAGUGGCUAAUAAAGAAAUACAAUAAAAAUCAAUGUAUUA
Molecule: messenger RNA, 3080 nt
Organism: Exaiptasia diaphana
Lineage: Eukaryota; Metazoa; Cnidaria; Anthozoa; Actiniaria; Aiptasiidae
Product: prosaposin
Exons: 17
Coding region: 536-2575 (679 amino acids)
Biological process (GO): sphingolipid metabolic process
Cellular component (GO): lysosome
Source: RefSeq, a predicted model, not a curated record